GGAAGAAAAUUAAUAUAUAAUUUGUUCAACUUUUGGCGAUCGAGCGGGAGGGCUUUUGCGCUCCAUUAUUUGAUGCAAUAGAAAAUAUCUUUCACACACGGAAUCGGUGAUUCUUCAGGUGCUACUUGGCGGCGAAAUUUUGAUCGGAAAAUUGUUUGACGCCCGAAUUCUUCAGGAUCAGAUUUUCAGGUUAGGAUAAGAUGGCUCGAAAUGAGGAGAAGGCCCAGUCGAUGCUUAAUCGUUUCAUAGCCUUAAAAGCUGAGGAGAAGAAGAAACCCAAGGAACGCCGGCCUUACCUUGCAUCUGAGUGUCGUGACCUUGCAGAAGCUGACAAAUGGCGUCAACAAAUUAUGCGUGAAAUUGGUCGCAAGGUUGCAGAGAUCCAAAAUGAAGGCCUUGGUGAGCACCGUUUGCGAGAUCUCAAUGAUGAAAUUAACAAGCUUAUUAGAGAGAAGUCACAUUGGGAACGUCGUAUAGUUGAGUUAGGUGGCCCCAAUUAUUCCAAGUACUCGGCCAAAAUGACUGAUUUAGAGGGGAAUAUUGUUGAUGUUCCAAACCCCAGUGGUCGUGGUCCUGGGUAUCGGUAUUUUGGUGCUGCUAAGAAGUUACCAGGUGUGAGGGAGUUGUUUGAGAAGCCUCCUGAGCUGAGAAAGCGUAGGACUCGUUAUGAUAUAUACAAGAGGAUUGAUGCAAGCUACUAUGGGUAUAGGGAUGAUGAGGAUGGGGUUUUGGAAAGAGUGGAAGGUCCAAGUGAGGAGCGCAUUAGAGCCGAGGCAGUUGAAGAGUGGCAAAGAAUGGAAGAGAUAAGGAAGGAAGCGAAGAGGGCAGUAAAGAGUGGGGAGGUAGCUAGCGUGGUGAACGUUGCAGCGAAGGAGGUGCUAUUUGAAGAGGAGGAGGAAGUUGUGGAAGAAGAGAGGAGGAGAGAGAGAGAAAUGAAGGAGAAUUUGGACAAGGAGAGGGAGUUUGUGGUGCAUGUGCCAUUACCUGAUGAAAAGGAGAUUGAAAAGAUGGUUUUGGAGAAGAAGAAGAUGGAACUGUUGAGUAAGUACGCUAGUGACAUGCUGUUGGAGGAACAGAGUGAAGCCAAGACCAUGCUCAAUAUACAGCGGUAGACUAAACAACAGUAUGUUUGUAGUUAGUGCUUAAAAUUGUGGUAGAUUUGGUUAUUGUUUUUCAUACUUGAAUUUUCCAUGCCCAUGCAAUGCAUCACUGAAAAUGAAUUUGAUUUAUGCACUGAUUUCUUGCUUAUGUGGUCAGACUGACAAAUCAUAUAUUGUAUCCAACCAGAGCAACAACAAAGAUCGAGGUAUAUGAUGAAAUACUGUUAUAAUGUUUGUUU
Messenger RNA from Cucurbita moschata (crookneck pumpkin), 1339 nucleotides. Its product is annotated as pre-mRNA-splicing factor ISY1 homolog. Lineage: Eukaryota; Viridiplantae; Streptophyta; Magnoliopsida; Cucurbitales; Cucurbitaceae. The transcript is spliced from 2 exons. Gene Ontology annotation, biological process: generation of catalytic spliceosome for second transesterification step; mRNA 3'-splice site recognition. Gene Ontology annotation, cellular component: catalytic step 2 spliceosome; post-spliceosomal complex; Prp19 complex. The record is from RefSeq and is a predicted model, not a curated record. The coding region runs from base 201 to 1112 and encodes 303 amino acids.